Molecule: messenger RNA, 1977 nt
Organism: Schistocerca nitens (vagrant locust)
Lineage: Eukaryota; Metazoa; Arthropoda; Insecta; Orthoptera; Acrididae
Gene: mib1
Product: E3 ubiquitin-protein ligase mib1
Exons: 12
Coding region: 73-1962 (629 amino acids)
Biological process (GO): protein ubiquitination
Cellular component (GO): cytoplasm
Molecular function (GO): ubiquitin-protein transferase activity; zinc ion binding; protein binding
Source: RefSeq, a predicted model, not a curated record
UAUGGUAGCCGAGAGUUGAGUGUGCGUUGGAAGAGUGGAGUAGUGUUUGGUGUGCCCACAUGACAUAAAAAAAUGGAAGCUGGUGCCGGGGCUGGGAGUCGAACAACAAGGUUUAUGAUGGAAGGCGUGGGUGCUAGAGUUAUCAGAGGACCAGACUGGAAAUGGGGAAAACAGGACGGUGGGGAAGGACACGUAGGAACUGUUCGAAACUUUGAAUCACCAGAAGAAGUAGUUGUCGUGUGGGACAAUGGAACAGCAGCGAAUUACCGAUGUUCAGGAGCGUAUGAUUUACGGAUUCUGGAUAGCGCCCCUACAGGUGUAAAACAUGACGGUACCAUGUGUGAUACUUGCCGCCAACAGCCAAUUUUUGGAAUUCGUUGGAAAUGUGCGGAGUGUGGUAACUAUGAUUUGUGCUCGAUAUGUUAUCAUGGGGAUAAACACCACCUACGCCAUCGCUUUAAUCGGAUCACAACUCCAGGAAGUGAGAGGGUGUUACUGGAACCAAGACGUAAAAGCAAGAAGGUUGGAAUACGUGGAAUAUUUCCAGGAGCACGAGUUGUACGUGGCGUAGACUGGCAAUGGGAAGAUCAGGAUGGAGGCAAUGGCAGACGAGGAAAAGUAAAUGAAAUACAAGAUUGGUCAGCAGCUAGUCCUCGCUCUGCAGCCUAUGUUAUUUGGGACAAUGGUGCAAAAAAUUUGUACCGUGUCGGAUUUGAGGGAAUGGCUGACCUUAAAGUUGUAAAUGAUGCAAAAGGGCAAACAGUGUACAGAGACCAUUUGCCACUGCUGGGAGAACAAGGUCCAGGACGUACUGGACCACAUGGUCUGCAAAUUGGUGAUCAGGUAAAUGUUGACUUGGAGUUGGAAAUUGUCCAGUCAUUGCAGCAUGGGCAUGGAGGCUGGACGGAUGGAAUGUUUGAGUGUCUCGGCACAACUGGAACAGUUGUUGGUAUAGAUGAAGAUCAUGAUAUUGUAGUAUCCUAUCCAAGUGGCAACAGAUGGACAUUUAAUCCAGCAGUUCUUACUAAAGUGUCUACAUCAGUUCCAAGUUUAGGAACAAAUGAAACCCAUCAACAGUUCACUGUAGGUGAUCUUGUUCAGAUUUGUAGUGACCUUGAAAGAAUCAAGAUAUUGCAACGUGGCCAUGGAGAAUGGGCAGAGGCAAUGGCUCCGACUCUGGGAAAAAUUGGUAGAGUGCAGCAGAUAUAUCAUGACAAUGAUCUGAAAGUUGAAGUUUGUGGCACCUCAUGGACAUAUAAUCCAGUUGCUGUCACAAAAGUGGCAUCUUCAGAUGGCAGUAUUCCAGGAACAUCUAGUGGAGAGAGGCUGAGUGCACUGCUUAAAAAGUUAUUUGAAACACAUGUUUCUGGAGAUGUGACAGAAGAGCUUGUCAAAACAGCAGCAAAUGGAGAUGCACAGAAGUGUGAAGAUUCCCUUAAGAGACCUGAUGCAGAUGUAAAUGGUGUAUUUGGAGGUCAUACAGCUCUGCAGGCUGCAAGCCAGAAUGGCCAUUUAGAAGUAAUCAAAAUCUUGCUACGACAUAAGGCUGAUGUGGAAAUAGAGGAUAAAGAUGGUGACAGAGCAGUGCAUCAUGCAGCUUUUGGCGACGAACCAGGUGUAAUGGAACUCCUUGCUCAUGCUGGUGCAGAUUUGAAUGCUCGAAAUAAGAGGCGCCAGACUGCUCUACAUAUUGCUGUGAACAAAGGUCAUGUUGGAGUAGUAAAAACACUUCUAGAGCUCGGAUGUCAUCCCAGCUUACAGGACUCGGAAGGCGAUACGCCCCUACACGACGCUAUAUCGAAGAAGCGCGACGACAUGCUGACGCUGCUGCUGGACCACAACGCCGACAUCAUGCUCACCAACAACAACGGCUUCAACGCCCUGCACCACGCUGCUCUCCGCGGGAAUCCAAGGCGCGGAGGCUGCCCUCAUGUUGCUACGGUGUUGCAUCCAGUGUACUAGAAGGGUUGAAGUUUG